AUGUACUUGUUUGGGUUUUUUAUUUUUCGGAAUUUUAUUUUAGUUUUUAUUUUAAUUGUUAUUUUUUCUGCUUUUGAUUUUUGGACGGUCAAGAAUGUCUCAGGGAGGUUUUUGGUUGGGCUGCGAUGGAGGAAUGAAAUAGAUAAUGAUGGUAGAAAUAUAUGGGUUUUUGAAAAUGCUAAUCUUCAAAAUAAACAAAAUUCUACUGAUUCCAAGACUUUCUGGCUUGUUCUUUAUUUAGUACCUAUUAUAUGGGGAAUUUUUGGGAUUAUUGCUAUUUUAAGAUUUAAUUUUAUAUGGCUGGUUACAGUGAUUAUUGCUUUUUCUUUAAGUGGCGCAAAUGCAUUGGCAUUUACAAAGAAUGAAAUAUUUUUAUCUCUUAUAUUUUUAUUGAUAAUUUUAUAGAUGCAAUAGAAACCAAAAAAAUAA
Messenger RNA from Pneumocystis carinii B80, 429 nucleotides. RefSeq lists its product as hypothetical. The record is from RefSeq and is a predicted model, not a curated record. NCBI's taxonomy places the organism in Eukaryota, Fungi, Ascomycota, Pneumocystomycetes, Pneumocystales, Pneumocystaceae. Gene Ontology annotation, biological process: protein secretion; vesicle-mediated transport. Bases 1 to 405 code for a protein of 134 amino acids. The transcript has 4 exons. Gene Ontology annotation, cellular component: Golgi membrane.